UAAUCGGAGCAUGUCAAAUAAAGAAAUACCCGAAAUCCAUAAACUUAACGGGUGCCAUAUAAAUAUAGAUUUAGCAUCCUCGAAACCCUAGACAUCACAGAGUACGCAUCCAGUGCCUCACGAAGAAUAGAGUUUUGCUUCUGAUCAAUCUGUAACCAUGGCGGAUGUUGACGGUGAUGUUGCUGCUCCUGGACAGCCAAAGAAGAGAACGUUUAAGAAGUUUAGUUUCAGAGGAGUUGAUUUGGAUGCUCUUUUGGAUAUGUCUACUGAUGAGCUUGUUAAACUUUUUACCGCACGUGCUCGCAGAAGGUUUCAGCGUGGUUUGAAGAGGAAGCCAAUGGCUCUCAUCAAGAAGCUUCGCAAGGCGAAAAGAGAGGCACCACCUGGUGAGAAGCCUGAGCCUGUCAGGACUCAUCUCCGCAACAUGAUCAUAGUGCCUGAAAUGAUUGGAAGUGUUAUUGGUGUCUACAAUGGCAAGACCUUUAAUCAGGUUGAAAUUAAGCCUGAAAUGAUAGGCCAUUAUUUGGCCGAGUUCUCAAUCUCCUACAAGCCUGUUAAGCAUGGAAGACCUGGUAUUGGUGCUACCCACUCGUCGAGGUUCAUUCCACUCAAGUGAAGAUUUUGCAAAGUUCACAAACUAGUGGCCCCAUGGAAGUGCGUCAGUAUCUUAGAAAUGAUUUGCCAUAUGUUUUGUUGCCUUUUGUUUUGACAGUGUUUCCUUAUUAUGUUGUACCAAAGGUUGGCAAGUCUAGUCUAGCUAGAAUGUUCUUUGGGUUAAUUCAUUCGAAAUUAUACACUUGAUUUUGAUUUGAGAAAGAAAAAUGAUUGUUAGUUGA
Ricinus communis (castor bean) is the source of this 836-nucleotide messenger RNA. RefSeq names its product 40S ribosomal protein S15-4. Gene Ontology annotation, biological process: ribosomal small subunit assembly; translation. The record is from RefSeq and is a predicted model, not a curated record. The coding region runs from base 158 to 616 and encodes 152 amino acids. Gene Ontology annotation, cellular component: ribosome; cytosolic small ribosomal subunit. Gene Ontology annotation, molecular function: RNA binding; structural constituent of ribosome. Lineage: Eukaryota; Viridiplantae; Streptophyta; Magnoliopsida; Malpighiales; Euphorbiaceae. The transcript is spliced from 4 exons.